Messenger RNA from Penicillium vulpinum, 1071 nucleotides. RefSeq lists its product as uncharacterized. Lineage: Eukaryota; Fungi; Ascomycota; Eurotiomycetes; Eurotiales; Aspergillaceae. Gene Ontology annotation, molecular function: 6-phosphogluconolactonase activity; protein binding. The record is from RefSeq and is a predicted model, not a curated record. Bases 1 to 1071 code for a protein of 356 amino acids. The transcript is spliced from 4 exons.
AUGCGUUUUGUUCUUUUGUCCGGAAUUUUGUUCGGUGCCACCUCCAUAGCUGCCAAGAUAUAUGCGGCGUCUUAUUCGGGCACCGUGACUACUCUGUCACCACGAGGGGGAACGGGACUAAUGACCUGUCAGUCGUCGCUCAGACGAAAGCUUGCGGGAGUCAAUUCCAAUGGGUCGCUGACAAUGCUGGAUGUCCUUGACACCCUGCCCGGUCCGGUUAUGUCGGCUAUCUAUCUGCAAGGCUUUUCGUUGCUGUCGCACACUAAUAACGAAGCUUCUGCCGUCACAGCCUACACAUUUGACUCAGCAUCAGCCCAUUUGAACAAAACGCAGGAGUUUACAUAUCAGAUUCCUGCUGCCGGUCCAGUACCCGACCGACAAGAUGUCUCUCAUCCACAUGGAGCUAUCGUUGACCCGACGGGCCGCUUCGUUGUGGUUCCUGAUUUGGGCAUGGAUAAAAUACAUAUCUUCAAGAUUUGUCCCUCCAGCAGCCUUCUCCUACCUCAGACGCCAUUGGUGGUAAACCCCGGAUCUGGGCCACGACAUGCCGUGUUUUGGAUACCCAAAACAAGGGUUGGCUCUGUUGAUAACACGUUCUUGUAUCUUGUCUCAGAACUUGACAAUACCUUCAGCGCAUUUAAGUCUCACUAUACCCACAAUAGCCUAACCUUUGCUAAGGUUCACAAGGAGAAUACAUACGGCGGAAAUGCCGCACCAAGUGGCUCCAAGGUCUCAGGAAUCCAGAUCUCACCCGGAAAUGAACGUAUUAUGGUAUCCAACCGCGGUGAUGCUACCUUUGGUGAAGGGAGUGACACUUUCGCCGUUUUCACCUGCUUCACUGCCAACGGUAACGGCGACAUGAAUGUCUCAUCUGUCGGAUUGUUUCCCGCCUACGGUUCUUUCCCACGUGAGUUUGAUUUUAAUGAAAAUAAUGGAACAAUUGUGGUGGCAUUGCAAAACAGCCAUGAAGUGGCUGUAAUUCAGUGGAAUGAACAAACUAGGAGCCCAGGGAAGCUUAUCUCCAAAAAGAGCUUGGAUGGGGAGAUUCCUGCUGCAAUUUGGGGGCCCUGA